UUUAUAUAUAUUUACAUCUAAAUAAUUAAUUCUUUUUUUUUUUUAACAUAAUGGUGAGACAUCGUAAGAGAAGAAAAAAAAACUCACGUUUUCCGUUUAAGUCAUCAAAAAAUAAUAACGAACACGAUAAUUAUUAUUACUCACGUUUCAUUAAAAAUAAUGUUAAACAUUUUUCUACAACAUUGAAUUCACGAUAUCAUCAUCCAUAUGCAACACGAUCAAAAACAUCAAAUACUGAAUUACAACAAAAUAUAAAUAAUAAUAAUGAAAAUUUAAAAACAAAAAAUAUAAAAAAUUCUGAUAAUAAUAGUAUAAUUUAUUUAGGUGCUUACAAAAAAGUACCAAGAUUAAUUGAUCUUGAAACUACCAUUAAUUUUGAUAGUGAUGGCAAUAUUGAUCAAUCAAUGAAUCGAAUGAAUAAAGAAACAUUUUUUAAAAUGGAACCGAUAGUAUUUUUAAAUUAAUUAUUAAUAAAAUUAAAUGAUGAGUAGAGAAUUUAUUUAAAUAUAAAUAUUAUGUAUCAAGUAAAAUAAUUAACUAAAAAUUAAUUGACAUGAAUAAACAUUGUAAACUAUUACUUAUUGGCAUUACUUGUGGUACCGGACAACCUCCCAACAAGACAUAACGUAAAAUUGUAUCAUUGUAAAUUUUAAAGCAUGAAUCGGGUACAUGAUUUCAAAAAUAAAUAUAAAGACCAUGAAAGUAAUUUUUCUUUAAUAUAUAUAUAUAUAUAUGUAUUUGUAUUCUAAGUAUCAGUAGAGACAUAUUACAAUCCCGUUCCCGUAGCAUAGACACUCAUAUCAAGUAGCUGAAUCUCAAGAGCUUGAACGUCCCGCUGUGCAUUUGUGCAACUUUACUCUCUUUAUUUAACACACCAACCAAGUGCUUGUGCACAUACUACACACUACAAAAACUAUUGUUAAAUGCCGCGUACACUCUAAUAUCUCUAUUCUACUUGCUAAAAUU
Microplitis mediator is the source of this 966-nucleotide messenger RNA. RefSeq names its product GATA zinc finger domain-containing protein 8-like. The record is from RefSeq and is a predicted model, not a curated record. Lineage: Eukaryota; Metazoa; Arthropoda; Insecta; Hymenoptera; Braconidae. The transcript has 3 exons. Bases 51 to 464 code for a protein of 137 amino acids.